Messenger RNA from Mytilus californianus (California mussel), 5150 nucleotides. RefSeq names its product protein spinster homolog 1-like. The transcript is spliced from 12 exons. The record is from RefSeq and is a predicted model, not a curated record. Gene Ontology annotation, cellular component: membrane. The coding region runs from base 103 to 1689 and encodes 528 amino acids. Gene Ontology annotation, biological process: transmembrane transport. Gene Ontology annotation, molecular function: transmembrane transporter activity. NCBI's taxonomy places the organism in Eukaryota, Metazoa, Mollusca, Bivalvia, Mytilida, Mytilidae.
UCUACCUACUUCCUGGUCAUUCACGCAAAAAAAAUCAGUUGACUUCUUUUGAACUGUCACAAACCAAUGAAUCACCAAACUUUUGUAAACAUUAAUAGAUAAAUGAGUUUAGUAAUUACACCAAUUGACGAUACAUUUCAGCUCGAUGCUAUGCCUGUUGAUGUUUCAGAUACAGAGCCGAUAGUCCAGAACAACACGAUAAACGAAGAUGACAGGAUCCCAAACGUGACAACCACACCAGAACCGACCAUCCAGUCGGGGACAACAUCUGACAUAAGUAAAGGACGAGCUUUUGUCACAGUGGCAAUACUUCUCACCAUUAAUUUGUUGAAUUAUAUGGACAGAUAUACUGUUGCAGGUGUGCUUAACCAGAUACAGAACUACUACAACUUAGGCAGUGCAAGUGAUGGCCUGCUACAAACAGUAUUUAUUGGAACCUACAUGAUUUUCUCCCCUAUUUUUGGUUACCUUGGUGACAGAUAUACAAGAAAAUACAUCAUGGCAGGAGGCAUAUUUUUCUGGUCAUGUGUUACUUUAGCAGGAUCAUUUGUUGACAAGGAGCAUAAGUUAUGGUUCUUUGUUUUACGAGCUGCAGUUGGAGUUGGAGAAGCUAGCUACUCAACCAUUGCCCCUACAUUGAUAGCUGAUUUAUUUGUGGGAGAUCUUAGAACCAGAAUGUUAAUGAUAUUUUAUUUUGCCAUACCUGUUGGCAGUGGUAUGGGUUACAUUGUAGGAUCUAACAUUGCAGAGGCAUUUGGUCACUGGCAGUGGGCAUUAAGGUUUACACCUACAUUAGGUAUGGUAUGUGUGAUAUUAAUUGUGUUUGUCUUAAAAGAGCCUCAGAGAGGACAUUCUGAGGGAGGGAGAAAUCUACAUAAUACUACAUUCUUAAGUGAUCUCAUGUAUUUAUUUAAAAAUAAAAGUUUUAUGUUAUCCACAUUUGGAUUUACUUGUGUAGCUUUUGUAACAGGAGCUCUGGCUCUGUGGGCCCCACUGUACAUGCAGCGUUCUAUCAGUGUUCAGGGCGGAUAUCAAAAAGAAAGCAUAGUGAGUUUGACCUUUGGAGGGAUAACUAUAGCUGCAGGUUUCAUCGGUGUGUUUUUAGGCGCCGAAUCUUCACGGCGAUACAAACGACUGAAUCCCAGAGCUGAUCCAUUGAUAUGUGCCUUUGGGUUGUUAUCUUGUACUCCAUUCCUAUUCUUUGCAUUAGUAGUAUCAAAAUAUAAUACAACAGCUACAUGGAUACUUAUAUUCCUGGGAGAAGUAUGUUUAUGUUUAAACUGGUCAAUAGUAGCAGAUAUGUUAUUGUAUUGUGUCAUACCUACAAGACGUUCAGCAGCCGAAGCAGUACAGAUUUUAAUGUCCCAUGCUUUAGGUGAUGCUGGUAGUCCUUACCUUAUAGGCCUUAUAAGUGAUGCUUUAGCUAAGAAGUACAAAGACCCACCCAAGACACCAAGUGUACAGUUUGCUACCUUACAGAGUGCUCUGUAUAUGACGCCCUUUAUAUGUGUAGUAGGAGGAGGAUUCUUCUUAGCUACAGCUUUAUUUAUAGAAAAGGACAGAAAAGAAGCAGAGAAAAUUACUAAAGGAUAUAGCGAGAUCAACGUAGAUUCAGGGGAUGAUGCAGAUUUUGACGAUGUUAACCAGCUAUUAGAUGAUGACGAUGAUGGACUACUACCGUAUGCGUAAAGUGUGUUACAUGGUGGUAACUGAUGAAACAAAAGGAAUAGAAAAUCCUGUCUUGGAAGGAGAAGAUAUAACAGUUACAGUGGCAACUCCACAGAAAAGUCAGCCACUGUGACCUACUUAUCUGACACAAUAACUUCAGGGAUAUGUCUAUGAAAUGAAAACUCAUCAAAAUUUACAAUACUAAUGAUUUUGUUACAUUUUUUUAUUUGAUUGUUUUUUAUACUAGUCAACACUGUAAAUGUACUAAUGCACAGUUGUGAUCAAGAAACAUGUUGACUGGUGUAUGCUAUGUUUACUGGUGUUUUUGGUACACAUAAGAUCUUUCUUCUUACUGAAAAAAAGCACAAACACCAACACGAGUGAUACAUAACUUAAUUACCUUGGGUGUACUGUAUUAUACUGAUGAUGAAUUGAGGUUAAAUAUGCCUGGGUAUUAAUAAAAUAAAAAAUUGUUUAUAAAUGACAUUAAAGAUGUCACAUGAUCAAUUUUAUCUAUAUCAUUUUUUGUCAAUUUUAUGAUUAGAUACUGCAAUAAAAAGUUUUGAAAAAAGCUGUGUGUAGAACAUUUUUUGAAAGUUGUGUAAAAUUUUGAAGCACUGCCAUUUGCAUGAUAAAUUAAAAUGUUUUUUUUUCAGCAAUGGACACAUCCUGAUAUUUUCUCUUAUUUGACAAUAACUAUAAACUAUGAAAUUAUUUAAGUUGGGCAGAGCUUUAGAAAGUUAAGAUAAUUGUAUUUAAGUGAUAUUUGAUAGUUGGCAUGGAUUUUAAAAUCAAAGAGUCUGUCCUGCUUCAGGUUGAAGUUUUUGGUCAAGUCAGGUUAAAGUUUUUGGUCAAGAUAGUUUUUGCUGAAGUUGAAUUCCAAUCAACUUGAAACUUAGUACACAUGUUCCCCAUGAUAUGAUCUUUCUUAUUUUAAUGUCAAAUUAGAGUUUUGACCCCAAUUUCACGGUCCACUGAACGUAGAAAAUUAUAGUGCGAGUGGGGCAUCUGUGUACUAUGGACACAUUCUUGUUUUCUAUGUGAUAUGAUUAUGUUCUUGUUAAUUUUUUUACUCAUCUGUCCAAUCAUUAUUUACUAGUAGGAAGUGAGUAUAUUUUCAUUUGUGUAUAAAAAUUAAACUAACAAAUUUAAAAGACUGUCAAUAGCUAAAAAUAAAUUUCAGUUACCAACUUGACAAAUUUACAUAUUGUUUUCCUCAGUUGAGCUUAAUUCAAUUUAUGAACAACGUUGGUUGAGCCAGGGCAGGUAUGCAAAAUUCAAGUGGCCAGCAUUCAGGACUUAGGAACUAAAGUUAUCUCCCCUUAACAUAUUAUCUUUGGUUUCAGCUACGGCCUAUAGAUCACUUUUUUGUGCCUACAAAAUGGAAAUUAUGUCACAAAAUUCAAUGUAUAAUUAAAUAUAAGUAGAUUUUGAGUAUUUGUCAAUGAGAGAGCAGAGGUGGAUGAUGGAUCAAGCCAAUUUUAAAAGGGGGUUCCAACCAUAUGUCCCCAUUCAAAAGCAUUGAUUGUCAAAAAAAUACGGGGGGGGGGGGGGUCCGGGUUGGAACCCCCCUUGUAGACAAGUCAUGUAAAAGAUCUGUAGGUCAACAUACUUUUUUCAGCAAAACACAAACUUCUAUAAAAUUGAGAAUGGAAAUGGGGAAUGUGUCAAAGAGACAACAACCCGACCAUAGAACAGACAACAGCAGAAGGUCACCAACAGGUCUUCAAUGCAGCGAGAUAAUUGAUUUUUUUUGGCAUAUUGAUAUCAUAAAAAAGCCUCCGGGCUGCAAUGUUUUGGCGAGUUAGUGCAGUGAAAGAGUAAAAAUAGAAUUAGAUGUGUGAUGUGUUUUUUUUUUGGUAGAUGGCCCUGAUUUAUACAUUUGUAAGAAGUGUUUAUUUAAAGUAAUUUGGAAGUGGGACACAUGUAUAAUACUCAUUUAUGUAAUUUAUCAUAUUUAAGAAAACAGAAUUAAUAUUAUGAUACAAGAAAUAUAUUAUAACAAUGUCAUGAUAAUCUUUAUAGAUUUUAAUGAUCAAGACAAAUUGUAAAGAUAAAAAAAAAAAAAAUAAACUGCUCACUGACAUAGGUCACAUACAAACGUAAGAUGAAGCAAAGAUGGCUUUGUAUUUGCAAAGUUAUUAAAAAGAAUGAGUGGAUGAAGAGAAUUUUGAUGUUUUUGUAAAGCUAUGAUUGAAGAUUAUAUUUUUUUCUGUCUUUGAAUUUGGCCAUAAGUAGAUAAGUUUUUAACAUUGUUUUGUGGGCAGAAGUUCGCAGGUUGGAGGCUAGAAUAAUUUGAAUGAUGAUAUGACACCUGGUUGGUUAAUUUUCCCAUGCCAUCAUAUCUUAGUGAUCAGAAGUAAAUGAGCUUAAAAGCAAAGAUGUGAUAAGAAAUGAUGACAAUUAGACAAAAACCUUAAUCUAACCAUAAAAAUUAAAUUAAAAUCGACAUAUUAUAAGAAAGCAUGGCAGAUAAAAAAGUACAAUUUCCAUUUUCCAAUAGGUGAUAUGUUUUGUUGACAUUAUGAUGAGUUUAUAUAAAUUGGUGCAUGUCUAUGUAACCUAAGUACGAAAAGUGCUGUUUUCUAUACUAUCUUGACCAUUUUAUUAUGGUUUCUAAAGCUUGAUUAGUAAGUACUUCCUUGAGAAAACUUUAUUUUCAUGUUAAAUUUUGUAUGUUUAUAAAACUACUUUGUUUGGGGAAAAUGAUGCAGCAAUGUUUUGAAAGUACUUGCUGGGCUUGAUCAUAAGCUAGCACGGAAAGGUCUCUUUUGCAUUUUAGUGCUACCUCUAGAAAACAAUAUUUUUUUUAAAUAAAUAAAUUACGAAAUAUUGAUUGUAAUUAGUAUUAAAUGUUUCAUGAUUUUUUUUAUUUAUAUUUAUGAAGUACUUAUGCAGUGACUGAUGUUUCUCGUGUUUCACAGGCUCAUUCCUUCACAACUAUUUGAUGUGCUAUGUUAUUUAUAUUAUUGAAAAUAUGGACUGCAUUUCACAAAUGUCAAUUAACAUUAAAAGUUGUCUACAUUUUUUAAGUGUCAAUUGAAUAAUUAAAUUUAAUGAACAUUUAAAAAAUUUAAAUGACAUUUUACUUUAUAAACAUACAUUUAUGCAACCCAGUCCAAAUAUAUAUUUCAGUUUGUUACAAUACUUGUAAACUUAUAUGUUUCAUCAUUGCUGACAGGAAUGUCGAUCAGACAAAAACAAAAAAUAUCGGCCGAUAGUUCUUAUGUAACGGCUAUUUAUACUUGAACAGUGUAUUGGUAUUGUUUUCCUCAAAUAUAAGCCAUUCAUAAAGUUAAAUGAUGCCUUCUAUAAAAAAUGAAAGAUUUAAUUUUUUCAUUUGUAAAUAAUUCAUUUGCUGGUAGAUAUUUAUAGAUAAUUUUGUUAUGAAUCAAGGUAGCUUAUAAAGACUGUCAAAAUCCAUUCAUUGUGUAAUACCAUAACAUCACAGGUUUUUCUAAUAAAAUUUGUUAAUCCUUUAA